AUGUCAUUGCCGUCAUCAUCAUCGUCGUCGUCGGAAAUAAAAUCUUCUGAGAUAACGGAUACCCAAAAUUCGACCACUACAUCAAGCGGACAGACUAUUUACGCGCCACGUUGGAUCCGGAAAACCCGUCUGGGUCACGUGACGAGGGAUAGUAGCUCAAGUAACAAAACUCCGACCGUUGGCCCGCGGACGAACAAACGAUCACCGUCGUCGUGGUGUUCGAUAAAUGUCGAUAAUUAUUCUGACGACGAAAUUCGACCGAAACUACAGCAAUCGUCUUCUUUGUCUUCCGAGCUAACACAGUUUUCAACAAAAUCGCCCGUCAACAAUCUUCAACCUAUGCAAAACCCGUCGAAUUCGUCCAAGUACAAGAGUUCUGACGAUUUGCUGUACAACAACGCACUCGUUAAUAAAUUGCGAAAUUCGAGCGUAAUCAAAAAAAAACAUCUAUUGUUCAACACGAAAAACUCGAACAUCGGCAGUUCAAAUGCUACUUUCGAAUGGUUUCUUCCUGGUAAAGGAACGACCUACUCGGUAACAGAUAGUUUGAAAUCCCGAAUAAUAAUUAAAUUACAUCGAUUCGUUUUAUACGUUUUGCUGAUACUAGACAUUCGUUUUUCACCGUAUACAUUCUCCUUUUGGUAUUGACAAUGUGUGUUGUAAUCAUAGUUUAAAAUUAAAUUAUCAUUAUUGUUUUUACUUUUUUGGAAACUGAUGAAAGCUACACACAGGAAAAUAAAACUGUAUAUUGAAUUUUACAGGACGAAUGCAAAAGAUCUGGUGAAUUUGACGAAUACAUAGAGACGAAUCUCACUUUCGAACAUCGAUUCCAUUGGUCGGAAAAUAUUGAAUAUUGUUCUCCGUGGGUCGAAGACAGAUCGAGAGAAAUUUUUAACCACGUUAAUGAAAUCGGACUCUUCGGAGCGCAAAGGGAAGAGAUAGGACACGAUGACAAGAACAUUUCCGAUAUUUCAAAAGAUGAUUCCAUCCGUGAUGACUGCACCAGUGAAACAGAUGACGGCAUCACGUAUGCAGUUGCAAGUCGAUUUUGUGAUAUAUUGAUGAAACACAAUAAGACUACAGACGAUAAAUCUAAAUGCCAAUGUUCUUCAGAUGAACAAUUCAAGUGGACUAAACUUUACGAAAAGCUCGGUAAUUAUGAGUGA
Messenger RNA from Cinara cedri, 1166 nucleotides. NCBI's taxonomy places the organism in Eukaryota, Metazoa, Arthropoda, Insecta, Hemiptera, Aphididae. The record is from the annotation of a GenBank genome assembly.